Phascolarctos cinereus (koala) is the source of this 4805-nucleotide messenger RNA. NCBI's taxonomy places the organism in Eukaryota, Metazoa, Chordata, Mammalia, Diprotodontia, Phascolarctidae. The record is from RefSeq and is a predicted model, not a curated record.
ACCAGUUUCCCUUUCGUUCUCCAGCCAGCGCAGGUUUGCCUUCCCGGACCCGAGGGCUCAGGAGCUUGCGAGGUGAGGACGGCACCCGGACAUCAUGCUGGACCCGUCUUCCAGCGAAGAGGAGUCGGACGAAGGGGUAGAAGAGGAGAGACGCGAUGUGCUGGUGGCGGCCGGUGGCUCCCAGCGAAGCCUGCCCGCAGCUCCUCCCCGGGAAGGGCGGCGGGACCCUCCGGGGCGCCCGGGCUGCGGCACCACCGCCAGACCUGUCAGCCCGAGCCCCUCGGUGCUGAGCGAGGGGCGAGAGGAGCUGGAGCGGCAGCAACAGGAGGAAAACGAGAAGCGCAUCCGCCUGCAGCUCUAUGUCUUUGUGGUGAGGUGCAUCGCGUACCCGUUCAACGCCAAGCAGCCCACCGAUAUGGCCCGGAGACAGCAGAAGCUUAAUAAACAACAGUUGCAGAUAUUAAAAGAACGAUUUCUGGCCUUCCUUAAUGGGGAAACCCAAAUCGUAGCAGAUGAAGCAUUUUGUAAUGCAGUUCGAAGCUAUUAUGAGGUUUUCCUUAAGAGUGAUCGGGUAGCCAGAAUGGUUCACAGUGGAGGGUGUUCUGCUAAUGACUUCAGAGAUGUAUUCAAGAAAAACAUUGAGAAGAGGGUACGGAGUUUGCCAGAAAUUGAUGGUUUGAGCAAAGAGACAGUGCUGAGUUCAUGGAUAGCCAAAUAUGAUGCUAUCUAUAAAGGUGAAGAGGACCUGUGCAAACAGCCAAAUCGAAUGGCACUCAGUGCUGUGUCAGAACUUAUAUUGAGCAAGGAACAACUUUAUGAAAUGUUUCAGCAAAUCCUGGGUAUAAAAAAAUUGGAACACCAGCUGCUUUAUAAUGCAUGUCAGCUGGACAAUGCAGAUGAGCAAGCAGCCCAGAUCAGAAGGGAACUUGAUGGACGUCUACAAUUGGCAGAAAAGAUGGCAAAGGAAAGGAAAUUUCCCAAGUUUGUUGCAAAAGAAAUGGAAAACAUGUUCAUAGAAGAGAUGAGGUCUUCUGUGAAUUUGUUAAUGGCCAAUCUGGAAAGUCUUCCAGUAUCUAAAGGUGGUCCUGAGUUUAAGCUGCAGAAGUUAAAGCGAUCACAGAAUUCGGCUUUCUUAGAUAUGGGAGAUGAAAAUGAGAUUCAGCUCUCAAAAUCAGACGUGGUGCUGUCAUUCACAUUAGAGAUUGUCAUAAUGGAAGUUCAAGGCUUAAAAUCGGUUGCUCCAAAUCGAAUUGUUUAUUGCACAAUGGAAGUGGAAGGCGGAGAAAAACUUCAGACAGAUCAGGCUGAAGCCUCAAGGCCACAAUGGGGUACCCAAGGAGAUUUUACCACUACUCAUCCUCGACCUGUAGUUAAAGUAAAGCUCUUCACUGAAAGUACUGGAGUUCUAGCCCUUGAAGAUAAAGAAUUAGGAAGGGUAAUUUUGUAUCCAACUUCCAACAGCUCAAAGACAGCUGAAUUGCACAGAAUGGUCGUUCCAAAAAACAGCCAGGAUUCUGAUCUGAAAAUCAAAUUGGCCGUGAGAAUGGAUAAACCACCACAUAUGAAGCAUAGUGGAUAUUUAUAUGCCCUUGGACAAAAGGUUUGGAAAAGGUGGAAAAAACGAUACUUCGUUCUUGUUCAGGUCAGCCAGUACACCUUUGCUAUGUGCAGUUACAGAGAAAAGAAGUCUGAACCACAGGAGUUAAUGCAGCUUGAAGGCUAUACUGUGGACUACACAGAUCCACACUCAGGACUUCAGGGUGGCCAGAUGUUCUUUAAUGCUGUUAAAGAAGGAGAUACUGUAAUAUUUGCCAGCGACGAUGAUCAAGAUAGGAUAUUAUGGGUCCAGGCUAUGUACAGGGCAACAGGUCAGUCAUAUAAACCUAUUCCUGCAACUCAGACCCAGAAGCUGAAUCCCAAAGGAGGAACUGUCCAUGCAGAUGCUGCUCAGCUUUAUGCAGAUCGUUCUCAGAAACAUGGUAUGGAUGAGUUUAUUUCUGCUAAUCCCUGCAAGUUUGACCAUGCAUCCCUCUUUAGAUUACUUCAGAGACAGACUUUGGAUCAUAGACUGAACGAUUCCUACUCUUGUUUGGGCUGGUUUAGCCCUGGCCAAGUCUUUGUAUUAGAUGAGUACUGUGCUCGUUAUGGAGUAAGAGGCUGUCACAGACAUCUCUGCUACCUUACAGAAUUGAUGGAACAUUCAGAAGGCGGUGCUGUCAUUGACCCAACCCUGCUCCAUUACAGCUUUGCAUUCUGCGCCUCUCACGUGCACGGCAACAGACCUGAUGGAAUUGGAACCGUUUCAGUGGAAGAAAAAGAAAGAUUUGAAGAGAUUAAAGAAAGGCUGUCUUCCCUUUUAGAAAACCAAAUUAGCCAUUUCAGGUACUGCUUUCCCUUUGGACGGCCUGAAGGUGCUCUCAAAGCUACACUUUCAUUACUCGAAAGGGUUUUAAUGAAAGAUAUUGCCACUCCCAUACCAGCAGAAGAGGUGAAGAAAGUGGUCAGAAAGUGUCUAGAGAAGGCUGCCUUGAUCAAUUACACUAGACUUACAGAAUAUGCCAAAAUAGAAGGCCCAGCAGAAAAGGAAACAGAGAUCAUGAACCAAGUGGCUCCUGCUAGAAAGCUAGAGGAGGUCCUUCAUCUAGCAGAGCUCUGCAUAGAGGUAUUACAGCAAAAUGAAGAGCAUCAUUCAGAGGGAAGAGAGGCAUUUGCUUGGUGGCCAGAUCUGUUGGCCGAACAUGCAGAGAAAUUUUGGUCAUUAUUUACUGUGGACAUGGAUUCAGCACUAGAGGCUCAGCCACAAGAUUCUUGGGAUAGUUUUCCACUUUUCCAACUGCUAAAUAACUUCCUAAGAAAUGACACACUGUUGUGUAAUGGAAAAUUUCACAAACACUUGCAAGACAUCUUUGUUCCGUUGGUCGUCCGCUACGUGGAUCUCAUGGAAUCUUCCAUCGCCCAAUCCAUUCACAGGGGUUUUGAGCAAGAAACGUGGCAGCCUGUCAAGAACAUCGCCAACAGUCUUCCCAAUGUAGGUCUUCCAAAAGUUCCAAGUCUGCCUCUUAAUCUUCCGCAGAUACCUAGCUUUUCUACACCAUCCUGGAUGGCUUCUUUAUAUGAGUCCACCAAUGGAUCAGCCACUUCAGAAGACCUCUUUUGGAAACUAGAUGCACUGCAAAUGUUUGUCUUUGAUCUGCACUGGCCAGAACAAGAAUUUGCUCACCACUUAGAGCAAAGACUUAAACUCAUGGCCAGCGAUAUGAUCGAGGCCUGCGUCAGAAGAACAAGAAUUGCAUUUGAACUCAAGCUGCAAAAGGCCAGUAAAACAACCGACCUACGUAUUCCAGCAUCAGUAUGCACAAUGUUUAAUGUCUUAGUCGAUGCCAAAAAGCAAAGCACCAAACUCUGUGCCCUGGAUGGAGGACAAGAGCUUGGUAGUCAGUGGCAACAGUAUCAUUCCAAAAUAGAUGAUUUGAUUGAAGACACUGUAAAAGACAUCAUUUCACUUCUGGUUUCAAAGUUUGUUUCGGUGUUGGAAGGGGUGCUGUCUAAGCUGUCAAGGUAUGAUGAAGGCACUUUCUUCUCAUCCAUUCUGUCAUUCACUGUGAAAGCAGCUGCAAAAUAUGUUGAUGUUCCAAAACCAGGGAUGGAUUUAUCUGAUGCCUAUAUCAUGUUUGUCCGGCAAAACCAGGAUAUCCUUCGAGAAAAGGUCAAUGAGGAAAUGUAUAUAGAAAAGUUGUUUGAUCAAUGGUACAGCAGCUCCAUGAAAGUCAUUUCUGUGUGGUUGGCGGAUAGAUUAGACCUUCAGCUUCAUAUCUACCAACUGAAGACUCUCAUCAAAAUAGUGAAGAAAACAUACAGAGACUUCCGGUUACAAGGUGUAUUGGAGGGAACACUAAACAGUAAAACCUAUGAAGCUCUUCACAGCCGCUUGACAGUGGAAGAGGCCACAGCCUCUGUUUCUGAUGGAGGAGGACUUCAGGGCAUUACAAUGAAAGACAGCGAUGAGGAAGAAGAAGAAGGAUGAGAGCAAGUAGAUUCUCUAUUAGUGACUUAACGUUGUUAAUUUUGUAACUUGUCCUAGUAAUUAAAGUUAGGGAUUUGACCACAUAUAAAUAACUAUAUUUCAUUCCACUAUUUUAAAAAAUGAUUAUAGAAGCAGGAUUAAAAGGGGAAAAUGCCAAGGAUUUCAGGAGGGUAAAAUUAUCCUCUUCCUAUCCAGCUUGACACAGAGCUGAGUUUUGCUUUCAUUUGUAACUGAGAUAUGUACCUUUCAUUUCUUGAAUCUGACAUUUAUUUCUCUAUAUCCAUCGAAGUAUGUCUUGUGCAUAAAGCAAAAAUAUGUACCUCAAAUUGUGCCCAGAAGUCAUUCAUCACUGUGCCAAUUAUUCAGUGCCCUUGUUAAAAGAUGGUGUACUUUCAGAUGUAUAAUUUAUAUGUAAGUUUCCUGUUAUGUAGUUAAUUUGCCAUGUUGUGAUAUGUAUUCAAUGUUAACCCAGGUUCUUAGUGCUCUCAAUUGGUAUACAACUAUCUUUAGCAGCCUAAAAGGACUGCUAAACACACCUACAGAUUAGACUACUUUAUGGCCUUGUGUCUUAUCCAAUUCUGUACAUUCAUCUUGGCAAGUUUAAGGGAUUCCAGGGUGUGAGAUAGGGGAGCUGUCAUCAACACAUCAAACUUCUCUUUCUUUGUGUAAUAGCAGGAGCUUGCAGGCAAUAAGUCAUAAAAUGUAUCAUGAGUACUUCUGUAUUUAUCAAACUUUGUAUAGAUUGAAAAAGAAUUAAAAGAUGUUUUCAGUAUUUCAAACA